Molecule: messenger RNA, 2667 nt
Organism: Pyrus x bretschneideri (Chinese white pear)
Lineage: Eukaryota; Viridiplantae; Streptophyta; Magnoliopsida; Rosales; Rosaceae
Product: receptor protein kinase-like protein ZAR1
Exons: 3
Coding region: 215-2365 (716 amino acids)
Biological process (GO): protein phosphorylation
Molecular function (GO): ATP binding; protein kinase activity; receptor serine/threonine kinase binding
Source: RefSeq, a predicted model, not a curated record
CUCUUUUGCCAUUUUCUUUUGGGUUCUCUAUAGUCCCAAGGUCCGUGCUUGCUGAGCCUCUACCAUUCUCCAUCACUGUCAAGGCUUUCACACUUCCUUUCACUCCACUUCCAUUGUCUCUCUCUGCUUUCUCCAAAACCCUUCACUUGGUUUCGGCUGCAGAGAAAGUAAAGGUAAUCCCCUUGAACUUUGACUCUGCAAUUUUCUGCUGGAAAUGUUUUAUAAUUUAGUUUUGGUAUUUCUGCUGCUCUGCAACUCUCAUUGCCUGGUGGAUUCUUUGAACGACGAAGGCUAUGCCCUUUUGUCGUUCAAGCAUUCCAUUGCAGAAGACCCAGAAGGGUCUCUAAGCAACUGGAACUCCUCUGAUUCCAACCCCUGCACAUGGAAUGGGAUUACAUGCAAGGACCAAAGGGUUGUCUCUCUCAGCAUUCCAAAGAAGAAACUUUCUGGGUCUGUUCCUUCCGCCAUGGGAGCCCUCUCCGAGCUCCGCCAUGUCAAUUUAAGGAACAAUAUGUUGUACGGAAGCUUGCCCCUUGACCUUUUCCAAGCUCUGGGGCUCCAAAGUUUGGUGCUUUAUGGAAAUUCCUUAUCUGGGUCUGUCCCAAAUGUAAUUGGUAAGCUCAAAUACCUUCAAUCCCUAGAUUUAUCAGAAAAUUUGUUUAAUGGGUCGUUGCCCUCGUCGAUUAUACAAUGCAAGAGGCUCAGAACCAUCGAUCUUAGUCAGAAUAAUUUCACUGGCUUUCUACCAGAAGGGUUUGGAAGUGGUUUUGUUUCUCUGGAAAAACUUGAUCUUUCUUUCAAUAAGUUCAGUGGCUCGAUUCCUAGUGAUAUGGGAAAUCUGUCUAGCUUGCAAGGCACUGUUGAUUUGUCUCAUAAUCUGUUUUCGGGUGCAAUCCCGGCAAGCCUUGGAAAUCUUCCUGAGAAGGUUUACAUUGAUCUUACUUACAACAAUUUGAGUGGUCCGAUACCGCAAAAUGGUGCUCUGAUGAACAGAGGACCAACUGCUUUUAUUGGGAAUCCUAAUCUUUGUGGCCCUCCAUUGAAGAACCCGUGUUCUUCUGAAGUUUCCGGUGCUAGUCCACCAUCCUCAAUUCCGUAUCUGCCAGAUAACUCCCCCCCUCAGGAUUCUGAUUAUAAUGCUGGAAAGAGUGGGAAAGCUAGAGGGUUGAGUAAAAGAGCUGUCAUUGCAAUUAUAGUGAGUGAUGUAAUUGGCAUUUGCCUUGUUGGGCUGCUUUUCUCAUAUUGUUAUUCGAGGUUUUGGGUUCGUAGUAAGGUUAAGGAUGAAAAUGGUUAUGACAAGGGAGGUAAGCGAAGGAAAGAGUGCUUGUGCUUCAGGAAAGAUGAAUCGGAGACUUUAUCGGAGAAUAUGGAGCACUAUGAUCUAGUGGCAUUGGAUACACAAGUGGCAUUUGAUCUGGACGAGCUUCUUAAGGCGUCUGCUUUUGUUCUUGGAAAAAGUGGAAUUGGAAUUGUUUACAAAGUUGUGCUUGAAGAAGGAAUCACGGUAGCAGUGAGAAGAUUGGGCGAAGGGGGCUCCCAGAGAUUCAAGGAAUUUCAGACGGAAGUCGAAGCAAUUGGAAAGCUAAGGCAUCCUAAUGUCGUUACUCUGAGGGCUUAUUACUGGUCUGUUGAUGAAAAGCUGCUCAUAUAUGACUAUAUUCCUAAUGGCAGCCUUGCCACCGCCAUUCACGGAAAGCCAGGAGUGGUAUCAUUCACACCGCUAUCAUGGUCUGUUCGGUUGAAUAUCAUGAAAGGAAUUGCAAAAGGCUUGGUCUAUCUUCAUGAGUUUAGCCCCAAGAAAUAUGUCCAUGGAGAUUUGAAGCCAAAUAACAUACUGCUUGGACAGAACAUGGAACCCCACAUUUCUGAUUUCGGACUUGGACGCCUUGCAAAUAUCGCUGGAGGGUCACCGACACUGCAAUCCAACCGAAUCCCCACAGAAAUAUCACAAGAAAGGCAACAAACGAGUGCAGUGCCAACUGAAGCUUCUCUGGUUAGUUCGUCCGGCAAUUUGGGAUCUUGUUAUCAGGCCCCAGAAGCUCUGAAAAUGGUGAAACCAUCACAGAAGUCGGAUGUGUAUUCGUACGGGGUAAUCUUACUCGAAAUGAUUACCGGAAGAUUGCCAAUAGUCCAAGUGGGUUCCUCAGAAAUGGCCCUGGUUCAUUGGAUUCAGCUCAACAUUGAAGAGAAGAAGCCUCUUUUAGAUGUUUUAGAUCCAAAUUUGAUGCAAGAUGUGGAUAAGGAAGAAGAGAUUAUCGCGGUUCUGAAGAUCGCAAUGGCUUGCGUUCACAGCAGCCCUGAAAGGAGACCGAUAAUGAGGCACAUAUCCGAUGCUUUAGACAGGUUGGCCACGUCUGCUGUCUGAGAUAUGAUAGGCGGCAAAUUCAAUCCACUUGUGAAGCUUGAUGUUUGAGUUAGUUCAAUCUUAGUGAUCGUGCAUUUGUGUAUUUAGCGUAGGCGUUUCGACAGUAAGAUUUCUGAUUUUCCUACUGUCAUUUGAUAGAGCUAGGUUGAGGUAGAACCGCUGAAAGAGCAUUGUUAACCGUGCAUGAAUUGGCCCUUAACUAGUAUAUUUGUGAACGCUGAUGUCUUCAUGCUCUUAUUUCAGACCUUUUUGUAUCUUCUUGUUCUUGUAGGUUAAUGAAGUUGCUGAUUUGUUUCUUGUUC